GGAACCCGUGGGGUGCAGUCAGUAACGGCAGAGGCAGGGAGAGGAAGAAGGCGAAGGGGGGGAUAGACAGAAGCUGGUGCAGCAAGGCCGAGGGCAGCUCGCCGAGACCCAAGGAGAGCUCAGGCCGGCAGCCGGAGCCCCGCGCCCCAAACCAGUACCGCGCAGCCAAGGCUCGGGGACCCUGAGCCCUGGCUUGGAGACGCUGAGCCGGGCGCUGCACCGGAGCCCCUCUGCCCAGCCCUCCUGGACCCCGCGCGUUCCCCUCGUGGAGCGCGGGAUUUCCCUGGGUGUGGGGCCAGUGCUCCCCCUCCUCCUCCGCGCAGCACGCGCCACCCGCAGCUCCGGACAGCGGAGCCGGCUCAGCCAGACACCCCAGGAGCGCGCAGCUGCCCGCCAUGGACCCCAAGGACCGCAAGAAGAUCCAGUUCUCUGUGCCCGCGCCCCCGAGCCAGCUCGACCCCCGACAGGUGGAGAUGAUCCGGCGCCGGAGACCAACCCCUGCCAUGCUGUUCCGAGUCUCAGAGCAUUCCUCGCCAGAAGAGGAGGCCUCUCCACACCAGAGAACCUCUGGAGAGGGGCACCACCCAAAGUCGAAGAGACCCAACCCCUGUGCCUACACGCCCCCAUCACUGAAAGCUGUGCAGCGCAUCGCGGAGUCUCACCUGCAGACCAUCAGCAACUUGAGUGAGACCCAGGGCUCGGAGGAGGAGGAUGAGUUAGGGGAGCUCCGGGAGCUGGGGUAUCCACAAGAGGAUGACGAGGAGGAGGACGAAGAUGAAGAGGAGGAGGAGGAAGAAGACAGCCAGGCGGAGGUCCUGAAGGGCGGCAGGGGGACUGUGGGGCAGAAGCUUACCUGUGGCCAGGGUCUGGAAGGGCCCUGGGAGCGUCCACCUCCUCUGGAUGAGCCCCAGAGAGACGGAAACUCUGGAGACCAAGCGGAAGGCAGAGCGACACUUAGUGAGCCUGGAGAGGAGCUUCAGCAUCCUACCCCUCCCUGAGCCUGGCACAGAAGCUCAGAGCCCUGUAUCUCCCAGAAGGAAGUGCUCCCCAGAAACCCACUCUGUCCCCACCCCCCUUUGUACCCUGUCUUUCACCUGCUAGGGCUGUGGCUUCUGACUUUUAGAAGACUAAGGCUGGUCUGUGUUUGCUUUGGCUGAAGCCCAGAGUCCCCAAUGCCUUUGCCUGCCAGUCUUUCUUCUAUUUACCCGGUGGGAAGGGGGGGGGGUAUUGAGAGAGCACACACUGGGAACUUCGGAAGGCCAGAAACAAAUAUUCACCCUUCACAAGCCUCCUCUCCAGAUUCUCUCCUCUGGACACAGGAGACCCACAGGGCAAGCCCUAGGGUCUGGGGAAAGGAGGUACUGAGACCCUACAGGUGCCCUGAGAUCACCUCCAUCCUCUCUUCCUGUGGGGGAGCUUUGAGUUCCCAACUCUGGACUUCACCCAGGGCCCAGGUCUUUUGCAAAGCCUCAACAUUCUGGAUGUCCUCCCUUAUUGUUCCAUUCCUGCUGGGUGCCUGCAAGAUGGACUGGCAGAGGCUGCUUGCUGCGUUUUGUUUGUGCUUUGGUGCCAGGAAUGCACUUACUCUAUGUCCCUCGAGGGGCCACACAGUGGGGGAACCUGGUUCCCCUUGUACCCCAGCAACUUGGUUCCAUCCCUUCUUCCCUGACUCCAGGCCUGAACCCCUCCAAACCCCUCC
Molecule: messenger RNA, 1699 nt
Organism: Apodemus sylvaticus (European woodmouse)
Lineage: Eukaryota; Metazoa; Chordata; Mammalia; Rodentia; Muridae
Gene: Ppp1r1b
Product: protein phosphatase 1 regulatory inhibitor subunit 1B
Exons: 7
Coding region: 396-998 (200 amino acids)
Biological process (GO): intracellular signal transduction
Cellular component (GO): cytoplasm
Molecular function (GO): protein phosphatase inhibitor activity
Source: RefSeq, a predicted model, not a curated record